Messenger RNA from Cantharellus anzutake, 999 nucleotides. Its product is annotated as cytoplasmic protein. NCBI's taxonomy places the organism in Eukaryota, Fungi, Basidiomycota, Agaricomycetes, Cantharellales, Hydnaceae. Gene Ontology annotation, molecular function: mRNA 3'-UTR AU-rich region binding. Bases 1 to 999 code for a protein of 332 amino acids. The transcript has 2 exons. Gene Ontology annotation, biological process: 3'-UTR-mediated mRNA stabilization. The record is from RefSeq and is a predicted model, not a curated record. Gene Ontology annotation, cellular component: cytoplasm; nucleus.
AUGCCCACCAGCACUGGUGAAGCCCUUACUCUCCGUGCUCUUGUCACCACGAAGGAGGCUGGAGUUAUCAUUGGAAAAGCUGGUAAACAUGUUGCCGACCUCAGAGAGCAAACUGGGGUCAAAGCUGGUGUGUCUAAGGUUGUCCCUGGCGUACAUGAGCGUGUGCUCAGCGUCAGCGGGACUGUCGAAGGCAUUGCGAAGGCCUAUACACUCAUUGUUCGCCAGUUACUGGAUCCCGAAGUUUCCUCCAAUGUCACCGGCACGGCAGGUCCGGCCCCAACUAACACUUCCCUCCGCCUCCUUAUCUCUCACAACCUGAUGGGGACGAUAAUUGGACGUCAAGGUCUGAAGAUCAAGGCCAUCCAAGAUGCGUCUGGCGCCCGCAUGACCGCUUCCAAAGAAAUGCUUCCACAGUCUACAGAACGUGUCGUUGAGGUCCAUGGUACAGCGGAAGGGAUCGGUCGCGCUGUAGAGGAGAUUGCCAGAUCAUUGCUGGAAGAUUGGGAGCGUGGCUUGGGUACCGUUUUCUAUCACCCAGGAGUCGAGGGUGUGAAAGACACGAGACGCACCCAUGGGAUCAGUGAAAAGAGGCGUUCUGCACCCAACGGUGCUCCCGGGAAAUCUGGUCUUCCUGACUCAGCUGGACCUGGUAGUUCUUCGCCGCCGUCUUCACCCCCACCAGAUGCAAACGGUGCGACUCAAUCGAGCCUCCGUACUCAAAAUAUCUCCAUUCCCUCUGAUAUGGUUGGUUGUAUAAUCGGACGUCAAGGAUCCAAAAUCACCGAAAUCCGACGGCUCUCCGGUUCCAAGAUCUCGAUCGCUAAGACUCCACAUGAUGAGACUGGCGAGCGCAUGUUCACUAUUAUUGGCACCCCCGAGGCCAAUGAGAAAGCGCUUUUCCUGUUGUACAAUCAGUUGGAAAGCGAGAAGGAACGUAGGGUAGGCAGAGAGAAUGCUGCCGCCGCCGCCGCCUCACCGGGUGGUGUUGGGACGGAAUAA